AUGCCCGGGGAAAAACCCCGAAUCCUCAUGUCUCGAAGAGCAUCGCAUCCGAAAGACCUGCGGGGCAUGUGGACAUCAGUGCGCAUCGGCGAAGCUGGACGUCGUCCGAAUAGCGAGAAAAGAGCGAGUACACGUAGGUAG
Messenger RNA from Colletotrichum orchidophilum, 141 nucleotides. RefSeq lists its product as uncharacterized. NCBI's taxonomy places the organism in Eukaryota, Fungi, Ascomycota, Sordariomycetes, Glomerellales, Glomerellaceae. The record is from RefSeq and is a predicted model, not a curated record. Bases 1 to 141 code for a protein of 46 amino acids. The transcript has a single exon.